Cryptomeria japonica (Japanese cedar) is the source of this 8054-nucleotide messenger RNA. RefSeq lists its product as uncharacterized. Lineage: Eukaryota; Viridiplantae; Streptophyta; Pinopsida; Cupressales; Cupressaceae. The record is from RefSeq and is a predicted model, not a curated record. The coding region runs from base 409 to 7557 and encodes 2382 amino acids. The transcript is spliced from 4 exons.
CGCGAAAAGAUAUCGAAAUUCGCUUAUUAUAGGGCUACGACGCCUACGAGCGCGGUCUUUUCUGCUGUUUUGGAUUGUCGAAAAAAGCAGAAAGGGGCGAUUACUUAAAGGCUAGUGCGCAUUGGACGAAUUUACUAGUUUUGUUUUAGAGCGAAAGUAUCACGAAUUUGAAUGCCUUGGCAGCAGGGAAUCCAGUUAAUGUUUGAGAGGCUUGAAUCUGCCGUGGAAAUUUGUUUCUGAGCUGGUUAUUUGGCUGAGAAGCAUCGAGAAGACUGCGUUUUUUGAAGUCCGAGCUGGGCGGGGUUAGGGUUUGUGAAAGGUGAAGAUUUUCAGUGGAAUCUGUGAAGGGGUUGAAAUCCAAUAUUGUGUUGGUGUUGUGGAGGAUCAGAUGUUAUAGAAGCAAAUUACAUGCCUACGGAAGGCGCAGCUUGGGAGCGCAGAGAAAUAUUGAGAGAGAAGAGGUAUGAAAGGGGGGAGAAGAUAAGUUUUGCAAGGGGCAGGAGGGAAGGGGCCGCUGCUUCCGCCCCCCAGCCGCCGCUCGCUCUGAAUCCGGUUUCCUCCAAUCGCUCUGCAUGGCUCAGUGCGUCAGCACGUCAAGGUCGAAGCAGACAUUUCUUCGAUGAUAGCACUUAUGGAUCAAUAUCUAGUCCAUCUGAUAUUCCCGGCAAAGGUCGAAGCAGGCUUUUCCUGGAUGAUGGUGCUUAUGGGUCAAUUCCUAGUCCCUCAUCUGAUAUUCCCUGUAAAGGUCGAAGCAGACUUUUCCUGGAUGAUGGUGCUUAUGGACCGAUUCCUAUUCCAUCAACUGAUGUCCCUGCCAGGGAAAAAAUCUAUGAAGAGGAUAACCUGGGCUUCCACAUGGAGGGGAGAUACAACAAGAGAAAUAGAGAACUCAUCGGGUCAGGUCCUAGAGGUGGUUACCUGUCGUCUGAGGGAAAAACAUAUGAAGAUGAGAACUUGGGCUUCCGCAUGGAGGGGAGAUACAGUAAGAGAGGCAGAGAACCAGUGGGAUCAGGUCUUGGCUCCAUCAACGCAUCCUGUGACAUUCUUGAUCUGGGGAAGUCCUACGAAGAUGAGGGCUUGGGAUUCCGUGUGGAGGGGAGGUUCAAUAGAAGGUCCAGGGAACUCGUAGGAUCGAGCCUUAGCUCUAGAAGGCCAUCAUUUGAUGACGCUGCCAAGGAGAAAUUUUACGAAGAGGAGAGUCCGCCGGGCUUCUACAUGGAGGGAAUGUACAGUAAGAGGGGCAGAGAACUAGUAAUAGGAUCAGAUCUUAGCUCCAGUCAUUCACAGAGAGACAGAAAACAUCAAAAUUGGGAUGGCGAACUAAUAACAGGAUCAGACCUUCCACACAGAGACAGGAAAACACAACAUUGGGACAGCGGGCUAAGCAGUUUCCUUUCCACAGGUAGGCAUGACACUGUGAUUGGGAAAUCAGUGGAUCAAAUGUCUUUGCAUUCCCCACAUCUAUAUUUUGACAAACAGAUCUCAUGGGAUCAAAUUCAAUCCCAGGAACCGUACAGAAAAACAGCACUGGAGUAUGCAAGCUCGGACAACAAAUUUGUUGCACAGAUGGGAGGGUCUGAAAAUGAUUUUGGAAGAUUUUCUAGGGAUUUUGAGACAAAACUUGACACGCAUGGAAGCUUCAGCAGCUCUGAUAGUUUGCUUGGAGAUGCCCAAAAUCCUCAGCAAGACCAUCUAGACAGUUUUAUUUCCAGGAAGUGUUCAAAAUGGGCACAUCUUGGAAAGUAUUCUUGGAGUUCUUUAUCUGGUCAGACAGGCAUUGCCAAAGAACCUGACAAGGAGCUCAAGGAACCCCAUGAUAUACAUGGAAGUAUGUUUGUGCAUGAUUCUACUUCAAAAAUGUCUACAAGUGCCCUUGGUGUUGUAGUAGAUGAUGAAACUCAUUCACGGAAGAAGCAGCGCCUUGGAUGGGGUCAGGGUUUAGCAAAGUAUGAAAAACGGAAAGUUGAGGGCCCCGAGGAUGAAAACAAUAGGAGAGACAUUAUUCAAUAUGACAUACCUCUAUCAUCCAAAACGGAAGUUCUUAGUCCUCCUUUGGAAAUGAAUCUGGAUGGUAGAAGCCCUAAGGUGAAUGGAAGCUCAGGAUACAUGUCACCUGCGACAACAUAUUCCAUUACCUGCAUUUCAUCACCUGAUGAACAUGUAUCAUCUUCAGGAGCUGGAACAAAUGACAUGACUGAUGAAGAAAAGGCAUGUCAUAAUGUUGCUGAUAAUAAUUGCAAUGGAGUGCAUGUUGCCAGCGGGAGUCAUCUGUUACAGUGUAGCCUACCAAUAUCAGGAUCUGAGAGUAUUUUGGUGGAAACUUCUUCGGAGCAUGUGGAACAAUCAACCAUUUUAACCACAGACAAACAAAAUACAGAGGUAAUCACCUCCAAUUUCUCUGGUUCGGAGUCGUCACUAGCUGCUGGCAAGCUACUUUCUGUAAAGAAUGAUAUAUUGCAGAAAUUGGAAAAUACGGAGCAUGAGAUUGAGAAGUAUGAGAUAGAGCUCAGGUUGUUGAUUUCUGAAAUAGAAUUCAAUGCUGAUGGAAAUGAUCUAUUGGGAGCAUGCACAGAAGUGGUUGACAGAGACCUUGGGGAUAGGUGUUCAAAUGCCUUGGAUGUUGAUGUUCAGGUGUCUUCUACAGCACCUACUUCCAAUGAUGGACCUAUAGGACCUUCCUUGGAUCCAAAUGGCAAUCAAGUGUGUGCUUCAAGUGUUCCUUUGGAAAUGCAAUCUGUGAAAUGUCAAAUGCCAAUACAAAAGGAGAAUGCUACAAACUUGAAGGUUGUUGGUGUUGAAGGAUCUGAAGAAGAUUUGAUGGAUAAGCAAUCUAUGGAAUGUCAGUUGGUACAAACAAUAGGCAGUCAAGCUGAUACACUACUUGUUAGAUCCCAAAUACAAGCAAUAUCAGAAAUCAAGGACUGUGAAAAUGUCACUGGAAAUGAAAAUGAAUGCCCUUGGGAAGGUCAGUCAAAUUUAAUUGAAGAUCCUAUUUCUGUUUCUUACAUUGAGAAUGAUGGAGGAGUUUCUGCGCAUUUAAGGAGCACAAAUGGUGGGGCAGACAUUGUGUCCUCAAUAUAUGCUGCUAAUAAGAAACUAACUAGAGAGGCAUUGGAGUGUAAUGAAAAGUUUUUGCCAGCAGAUAUGGGUAUAACUGGUGACAUCUUGUCUGAUGUUUUAGAUUCAUCAAUGUGGAAGCAGUUGCAUGAAAGGAACAGGGAGCAGAUAGAAGCAAAGAUAGUCGAUCAAAGACAAUUUCUGCUCUUCAAAGAAAGAGCUCUGGCAUUGAAAUUCAGGGUUCUCAGGCAGUUGUGGAAAGAUGAUCAAUAUUCAUUGUCUACAAAGAGGCACCGGGCAAGAGCACAGAAACGUUCGGAAAUUAAUUGUCGCGCAAAUGGUGGAAAUCAAAAGUAUCAAUUGCCAAUCAGAUCCAGAUUUGCAUCUCCAGCAGGUACUUCAUUUUGCCCACCUACCAAGAAAGCAAUUGAAUUGGCAGGUAAACUUAUAUCUGAUCGCCAGGACAGGCCCUGUAGGAGUGUUUUAAAGAUGCCUGCAUUAGUUUUGGAUGAGAAAGAGAAAGUUGUGAGAUUUUCUACAUCGAAUGGUAUAGUGGACGAUCCUAUUGCUGUUGAGAAGGAGCGCAUUGUGAUUAAUCCAUGGACUCAUGAAGAGAGAGAAAUUUUCCUGGAGAAAUUUGCCAUAUUUGGUAAGAACUUCAGCAAGGUUGCUUCCUUUUUGGAACACAAGACUGUAGCAGACUGUAUUGAAUUCUAUUACAAAAAUCAAAAGUCAGAAAGUUUCGAGAAAGUAAAGAAAAUGCAUAAGGUGCAGAAGGAAAGAGAUUGCCACCAUGUAAGUACCUAUCUUGCAACUGCUGGAAACAAUCGUCACCGGGACUCAAACGCAGUUUCAUUGGAUGUAUUCAACGCUUCAUCAGUUGUAGCUGCGAGCACCAGUCACCAGGCAAAUGUUUUUCAGAACACCCCACCAAUGAAUGCUCUAAGGACAGUUGUGGGCCUGUUUUCUGAGAAACAAUCAAGAGAUGCUCGUGAUCUGGAAAGUGAAAGAGAGUGCACUGCUGCAGCAGAUGUUUUAGCAGGGAUUUGUGGUGCUUUAUCAUCUGAGGCAGUGAGUUCUUGUAUAACUGGUGGAGCUGAUCAAUCUGAAGUCCUCCAUGAGAACAGUUUUUCAAGGUCUUUUUUGAAGGAUAAUGGCUACCCCUCAAUAACUGAAGCUCUGCAAAGUAAUGAAAUACAAUACUCCUCUGAGGAAGGCUGUGAGGAAGUCUAUGUAGAUUGGACUGAUGAUGAGAAGGCCUGUUUUAUUAAUGCUUUGACCAUGUUUGGUAGGGAUUUUGAAAGUAUCUCUCGUUAUAUUGGAUCUAGAACUGAGGAACAGUGUAAGACAUUUUUUAGCAAAGUUCGCAAACGGCUUGGACUUGAUGAACUCAUGCUGCGAGAAUCAUACAUCCCCACAAAAAACAAUGAUGGAAGUGAUGAUGAUGAGCGAGGGGGGCUUAUUGAUGUGUCUACAUCAUUGUGUGAUAUAGAUUCUUCUGCAAAGGUGCCUGCAAUUUCAGAUCCAGAGGCUUUUAAUUCAGGUCAAUUAAAUUUCAAAGCCUCUACAGUCAUCGAGGGUGCUCAGAAGAUUGAAGCACAGGAUAAUGAAGUUGAGUUUUUUAUGGAAGAAGCUAAGUCUCCUCAAAAUGAAGAAACUGGACAAAAUACAAGCACAGGUGCAGUGCAGAUUGACGUGAAGAUGAGCCUCAAGGAAGCUGCAUUUUCUCCACAUGGGGAGCAUUUUUUAAGUGAGGGGUCAUUGACAGAUACAAGAGGUGAUUGUCAAAUAGGUACACUGAUGGAUAUACAACACGAUGAAAACAUUCUGAAGGUUAAAGAAGAUCUUUUGUGUUGUAAUAACAACACAGAAACACAAAGUAAAGCUGAGACUAAUGAUAGUAUAGAAAGGUUUCAUGGGACCCUUCACAUUGAGAAUACAUUCAUUGUUGACAAAGGUAAAUCAAAGGGACUUGAAAUUGAGGGAUUGACAGAUUCUAUAUCUUCUGAAAAGAUUAUUAGAUCCCCUUGCAACAUAAAGGAGGAGAGCUUUUGUACACAUGUAACAAGUGGGUUUAGAUCUGUGGAUACAACAGAGUUUUCUGCUCCAGUUCUAAGCCAAAACUCAUUGAAUAAUUUGGAGGUUAUGCAUAAAGAUGAAUGCAUGACAUCUCUGCAUGCUUCUGGUAAUGUCUCUAGCAAUGAAAAAUAUUUGAUAGGUUCAGUGCUUCUUAUUACAGGGAGUGAUCCUUUUGAUAAGUGUGAGGUGAUAUCAAGCCCAAAGAUCAAUGCAGGCAUGGAAAGCAAUACUGAUAUUUUAAUUUCAAAGGCCAUAUCAAAUGAAAGUGUGACACCAUCAUUAAUUACUAAGGAAACACCACAGAGAGUUUUUUUGGAUCAAAAGGCAUCAUGUUCUAUUCCAGUACCUUCCUACAUGUCUGAUUCUCAGUUAAACAAAAAGUUCUCUGAUGCGUUUUCCCAGGUUUCUCAACCAAUGGUUCAUCAUAUGCAACCUGAGGUGGUGGCCUGGGACCAAAAACAAGAAGUACCCUCUAAUGUGGUACUUUCGAAAAAUCAUAGUAUGUUUCAAGAAAGUGCAUCAUCACUAGUUAGGAACCAAAAGCUGGAAAGUGGCAUGGUCCACCAUUAUCCAAACCAGAGCGGAAGUCAGAACCAAAACCAGGAAGAGUUGUGUCUAGGUGCAAUGCUUCAGUCUAUGCAGCAGUCAGAUACGUCUGUUUCUGGACUGUCGUCUCAACAGUUUCAAGGCCUUAAGCUUAAAGAUUGUAGUAAUGGAAAUGUGGAUGAUGGCAAGUAUGAAAUCCUUCAAUGCUCUGCAGAUACUGAACAGUCACCCAGAAAUUUUGGAGGCCAUCAGUUGAAGGUGCUACAUCAAACAGAGUCUCAGUCUUGUAGCAGUCUAAUUUCUAAUGCUUAUCAGCAAGGAUCCCUUAAACAGAAUUCAUGCCAUUCUGAAGUGUCAUCUCAGGUUCCUGGAGGUCAGCACUUGUUGGUAACGAAUCUGGAAGAUCCCUGUUUGAAAAAAUCUACAGAUGCUUGCCAACAAACUAAACACAAGCAGUUGGUGCAGGGAGGUCCUAAUCCACAAAUGAAAAGUCGGCAACAACACCAGGUUAUUCAGCAGAACUUACAAGAAAAUGUAUUGGAGACAUCGGCGAAUGCUAACAAGGAACAUUUGGCUCUGGCUGCUCAUUUUAUUGAAAAGCCAAUUUCAAAGCAGCUAAUGUGGGAUCAGAGAAAGCAGUCCACCCAGUAUGCGGAGCAUUACCAACUUCUUCAUCUAUGGCAACAGAAGAAUAGGGGUCACAACAUCAUCUGUGAUAAUCAUAUGCUAUCACUAAAAGAAGAAAAACAGGUAGACCAUCAAGGAUGUCUGCAAUUUCAGCAGACUAAUAACAAAUUUAAACCUGUUACAAAACCAGUGUACAGCUACCAGUCAUCAUCCCCAACCCCCAAGACUGAUGAACAGACAGCAAAUAGAGGCGAUGUGAAGCUUUUUGGUCAGAUCCUUCAGUCUCAUUCAUCAAACUUAUCAAAGCUACCACCAAGAAAUGAGGUUGUUAACUGUUCCACUGCAUCCUUUGAAGGUAGGCAAAAACUAUCGCAUGUUCCUGAAAAUGAUGAACAUUGUCAUGCAGUGGCAAAUUUUUUAUCUGAACAGCAAUUGCCUGCAAAAUAUGUUUGCAUGUAUUCUGAAGGCAUUGCAGGCAAAACCAAAAAUAACACAAGUUGGAAGCUGAAGGAAUCUACAGAAAUGUCAGAAUGUUUUGCAGAAGGGUGUUCAGGCCCAAAAACUAAUUUUAGGAAGGCAGGCACAGUACAUUCUAGUCAGGAGUUUGGUGGGCGAAAUUUACAGUUUUGGGAGGAUAGUUCCAGGCAUGAUCCUUGUAAGAAUACAAGUCAAACUAGAAUUUCGCAUUUUUCAAAGGAUCUGGAUUCACAGUGCAAGUCAAUGUCAGAAUGUUUUUCAGGUAGUAGUAGUGUAGACCAAACUGUCAAAGCUAACAAAUUUAAAGUGUUAUCUUUAGAUUCAUCCAUGAUACCAGGGUGGCAUGGUAGUGUGAUACAGGAUGUGCCAUACCUAACGAAGGAUCCAUUAACAGUGAGGGAAUGUGAUUAUUAUCCUUCAGGAUACAAAGAGUUGGGAAAUGGUUACAUUUUUUCACUGGGUGUGAAACAGCCUGAUCUUUUAGUUGAACUUAGGAGAGGGGCAGGUUUUGACAGAACACUUUCUCAUGAACCUGGAAGAUGUGAUACGGUGCAAUCUAUAUUACCUUUCCAAGGUCAGAUGAGAAAUAUUUCUAGUCACACGGGGAUUCAGGCAGGCAGAGGAGUGCCUGGAGGAAGCUUUGUGUCAGAUCCAGUUGCUGCUUUUAGAAUGCAAUGCUCUACGGUAGAACAAGUGAAAGCAUCAUUUCAACAUCCUCACUUUAGAAGCACUAGAGAUCAAGGGUUGGGGAGAGGUGAUUAUGGCAGUUAGGACUUCUUUUUCUGUGUACAUGUGAUCUGGGUGAAUGACCCAUUGUACCAUUCUGUAUUUUUAAAAAAUUCUAUUUGUAACAGUAUCCUUCGUCUAUUUUUUCCAUGAGAACUAAAUAAUAUGCCUCAGGAAGUCAGGCGAUUUUGUCUUAUGCAGCAGAAACUGGUCUGUCUGAUAUGUUGACAAAUCUUAUGGAGGUUGGAAGUGUGGUGAUUUCAACGGAGAAUUAUUAUUAAACACAAAGUUCGGAGUUCUGGUAUAGUCACAUCUUCAGACUUUUGAGGCUAUCAUCUGCCUGCAAGGUAUGAGUUGUUUAGUGAUGGAAAUAUAAGCUAAUCCAUUUUAGUGUUUCUUAUUUUUUGGAGUUCUUUGAACAUAUUUUCUGCCAAACACAUAUUUGUCUCUUGUAAGAAUUGACAGCAAAAAACUUUUGGAGGGCCGUCUGGUUUUCUUGCAAUGUUAUAUUUGAAAAGUUGGUUUGAUGUAAUUUGUAUAUU